Molecule: messenger RNA, 1546 nt
Organism: Amoebophrya sp. A120
Lineage: Eukaryota; Dinophyceae; Syndiniales; Amoebophryaceae
Source: the annotation of a GenBank genome assembly
UAUUUAGCACUUCCCCGGACGACGGAGGGAAACAAAAUAGUAGAAAAAAAUGACGGAAACUAUCGCAACACGCCCCGCGCCGGUGGGUUCCUCCACCGUGGCGUCAACUGAGCAGGCAUCAUCCUCCAGCAAGAACACAGCCGUCGUUGCAGACGCAGAGGCACUGCGGAAGAAGCGGGUUCUGGAACUCUGCAUGAACUUUGUCCAGCUCCUCCGAAGAAGACGGUUCAGUUUUUUUGUUGCGCAUACAGUAGUUUUCGUUUCGCAUACAGUUUCGCGGCUGGGCGAGAACAAACAUGCAAAAGGGGGCGCAUGACUCGAGACAGAAGUUCUUUCACUUUUAAAGACAAAGAAGGUUCUUGCCGCGUGUACUUCUGGAUGACCAUCUUGUUGUCGCGGAAGAAUCCCUGUGUUUCGUAGUGUUGUCGAGCGUGUAAGUACUUCCAAUCAAACGACUAAGGUUCAAGCCCGCGUUGGAGAUGGCUGGGGAGAUUUUAAAGUUAGAGCCAAACCAUCCGCAAGUGGUUAUCCUGAGUAAAAACGUCCCCACCCCAUAGUUGUCAUGCAGAUUUGCGAUUACAGGAAGAUUUGCAAUGCGCAUCUCCAUGAGCGGCAUUUCCAAUCGCAUUUUGGAAUUUGUAAUGCUGUAAACGCGAUGAACAGAUGGAUUUGUGAUGCGGCUGCACUUGCUAAACUGCACUACAGGACGGACUGGAAUUUGUUAUGUGUUGCUCCCAAAGCUUCUGGGUUUGUGUUGCUAAGUUCCCAAGUUGACUAUGGGGUGGGGACGUUUUUACAUAUGAUAGUGGUACAGCACCUGGACAUGCUGGAGGAAUUGGCAGCGUCGUCUUCGGAGUCCGACGCGGGUUCCAGUUCCUCCUCCUCGUCCGAUUCCGAGGAGGACGAGCCCGAGCUUCACUACGUGGCCACUCAGCAGUUCAACCCACAAGACUAUCAACAUGAAUUGAAGUAGUGUCCCCACCACCGGCCCACAUGGCAAAGUUUUCAAAUAAAGACUUUUGGUCCGCGUCUUGCACGUUUCUUUGAGCGAAGACUAUCUCUGCUUCAGAUUCAUCUAGGUGCGCGAAGCAGCUCCUACAUGACAAGUCCCCGCCCCGGUGCUGCGCCGUUCGGCAACAUAGACACUCGCUAAUAUUCUUGCUUGCAAGAAAUGUGUCAUGCUGAUAAAAAAUGCCAGGUCGUGGCAAGUGUUUUCAUAAUUGGGAACUGUUGCAAUGCAAACAUUUUCCCUUUCAUCUGGGGUGGGGGCGCCUUUCAAUUUGAUAAAGACGGGGAAGCUGGCUCCACCCGCCCGCCCUCGGUCGGCGGGGCGGCGUCGGAUACAGGGACCGCACCCUCGGAGUAUCCCGUGCGGCGCCUCGACUAGUUUUUGUGAGAAACAAUCUGGAUCACAACUUCAUUCGAAAUUUUUACCAAAUUGUGGCUCCCUCGCGUGCAGCCACACGUGAACUUCUCGACAGGCGAGAUGCAUAUUAUCGAAAUGAAGAGAACUGAUUUGAACACGCAGUGCCUCGCUGUAGCAUCG